AUGGGUACCAAAAGUCAUGACGUUGUACACGCCUCCAUGGCCAUAGACCUAGAUACUGAAAUUUGGCGGUAUUUAAAGAUAAAGCGAUUCGCCGACUUUGAUCUCGCUGGCAAAACAUUCGUUGUAACGGGUGGUGCUCGAGGCUUGGGCUUAGCCUUGGCAGAAGCACUUGUAGAGGCGGGUGGUAAAGUCUACUGUCUCGACCGGCUACCACAGCCCGACCAGGAAUGGCAAAGGGCCGCUCAGCGUGUCAUUCCAGAAUGGGGUGGCUCAUUGAAAUACAGGCAAUUGGAUGUUAAUAACACUUCAGAUCUGAAUGAGAUCAUUGAGGGCAUUGCGCACCAAAAUGGGGGCAUACAGGGAGUUAUUGCCGCUGCUGGUAUACAGCAGCUUACGCCGGCAAUAGAGUAUAAGGAGGAGGAUAUCAAUAAGAUGCUGCAAACAAACUAUACAGCAGCAUUCAUGACAGCACAGGCCGCUGCCAGGAUGAUGCUCAAGUAUAAAAGUCAUGGAAGUAUUUGCUUUGUGGCUAGCAUGUCCGGUUCUGUGGCGAACAAAGGAUUACUGUCGUCGGCUUAUAAUUCUUCUAAAGCGGCGCUGAUACAACUGGCGCGAAAUCUUGCCAUGGAGUGGAGUGAUACUACAACUAACAACGGGGGCGGUAUUCGAGUUAAUUGCCUGAGUCCAGGACACAUAAUCACACCGAUGGUUCUGAAAAACUUUGAGGAGGUGCCGGGCUUAAGAGACACAUGGAGUCAAGCCAACAUGAUGAACCGACUGGCUGAAACAAGCGAGUUUAAGGGUGCGGCGCUAUUUUUAAUGAGUAACGCGAGUACCUUCAUGACGGGGAGUAAUUUGAUUAUAGAUGGUGGUCAUACGGCUUGGUAA
Messenger RNA from Trichoderma atroviride IMI 206040, 888 nucleotides. The record is from RefSeq and is a predicted model, not a curated record. NCBI's taxonomy places the organism in Eukaryota, Fungi, Ascomycota, Sordariomycetes, Hypocreales, Hypocreaceae.